AUGCCAUCUGUAACUGAUCUUCAACAACAAUCAUCAAAAAUCUCAUCGAAUAAUAAUGGAAAAUCGACACCACCACCACCACAACAACAACAGAUAAUUUCAACGUCAACGGGAAAUACUACUGAUACAACAAAUGUUGAUGCAAUAACUCAAGUUAUUCUGAUGCUGGAAAAAAAACAACGAAAUCUAGGCAAAAGAAAAGAAAAACUUGAAAGCUACGAAGAAGAAGCAAAAUCCGGUAAAGAACUUAAUAAAGAUCAAAAGGAAGCAUUAGCCAAAUAUACUGAAGUUCUUGGUCAAAUUGAAUGUGUCAAAGAUAUUUCUGAACAAAUAAAAAAAAUACAAACUGAGUCAGCUAAAAAUCAAAAACGUCUUGUUAAACAAGCAACUGACGAAAAACGAUUAUUAGUAGCUCAACGGCUUCGUGAAUAUGCUCAACUACGAUAUUUACUUGAGCAUCAGCCAUCUUCAUUGAAACCAGAGGAAUCAUCAUUAUUAGAUGAACUAGCUCGUGUUAUUGUUCCAUGUGAUGCAGCAUUAAAUGUAAUAACUCGUUCUAUUGACGCUGUAUUGUCAAUUUAUCAAGGUGGUUCAUUAUCAUCAACAAUUAAAAAUAUAACUGGUCGAACAUCACAAGAAUUAAGAGAGACACUCGAACAAUUAAUUAAACAAUGUGAAAUUUCAUCUUCGAUGGAUGCAUCAACGAUUCAACAAACAAAACUAGGUGAAACAGUCAAACAAACGCCUGUUCUUGUUGCUGUUGUUGAACCUUCAUCAAUACCAUCGGUUUCUGUAUUACCUCAACGAGAACCAAAUAAACAACAACAAUCGAAUGAUAAUACUGAUGUAUUGGAAUCAUCAUUAAGUCAUACUCAUUUGAUUCAAACAAAUUCAAAUAAAUAUUCAACACAAUUCGAUACACGAAAAGAAAAUAUUCCGCUUCAAUCAAUAAUUGCAGAUAGUACAUUUUUAUUCGAUUCAAUAGCGACAAAUGUUACACAAGAUUCAUCUAAUAAUCAAGAUAAUUCUCAAAUUCAAACAAAUGAUUCUAAACAAAUUCUGCAAACAUUUACCGUUGUUAACUCGAAUUUGAUCGGUCAAACUUCUUCACAAGGAUAUACGCAAACAACAAAUCAACAACAAGGAAAUAAUUAUGAUCAAGAAACUACAUCGAAUGUUAUUGGUUCAAAUAAUGUUACAACUAAUGAACAACAAACAGAGGAACAAUGGCAACAUCCUCGUGGCAAUAGUGGAAAUGCUCAGCGUAUUGGACAAUAUAACGGAAAUCAUAAUAAAAACUAUCAUCGAGGCGGUCAAAUUAAUUAUAAUCAACAAAAUUGGCGAGGACCUCGUGGUCGUGGUCAUUAUGAUGGUUCGUACGCUGGUGGCCAACGAUACUACAAUGAAAAUGGUAAUCGUGGUGGAGGUGGACACCGAGUUGGAUCUAAUUCUAAUUAUCGAGGUAAUCGUGGUGGUAAUCAACGAGGUGGUCGAGGUGGCAAUUCUGGUUAUCAUGGUAAUGGAAAUCAAAAAUCAACUCAAUAUCACCAGACUACCGAUCAGCAAGAGCAACAAGAACAACAAGAAAUAUGCUCAGCUCCACCAAGUCAACAUAAAUAA
Molecule: messenger RNA, 1620 nt
Organism: Rotaria socialis
Lineage: Eukaryota; Metazoa; Rotifera; Eurotatoria; Philodinida; Philodinidae
Source: the annotation of a GenBank genome assembly